This is a messenger RNA of Planococcus citri (citrus mealybug), 1666 nucleotides long. Its product is annotated as carbonic anhydrase 2-like. Bases 591 to 1466 code for a protein of 291 amino acids. The record is from RefSeq and is a predicted model, not a curated record. The transcript is spliced from 7 exons. Gene Ontology annotation, molecular function: zinc ion binding; carbonate dehydratase activity. NCBI's taxonomy places the organism in Eukaryota, Metazoa, Arthropoda, Insecta, Hemiptera, Pseudococcidae.
UGUUUUUCAAAAAAAAAAAAAAUACUCCAAAACUUUGGGGCAGCUGUAACUCUGGGAAUCUUUUUCUAAGCCAUUUCUGAAAAUCAAGUAUCUAGGUUACAGAUAUAUCUAUUAUUCAAUGAACUUUGUGAGUGGUAAUGAUACCUAUUGCUAAGUUUUUCAACUUCGACGGAAAUGACUCAAACUGUGCACCCCUGCAUUUCAACCUCGACGAAAAUACGACUCAAACUGUGCACCCCCCGCACAUAUUGAUGAAAAUUGUCAACCUCGACAAAAAUUACUCAAACUGUGCGUCCCCAGUAGUAAAAUACAUUCUCAAAAUGAUUUAACAUAGUCGUAUGUAGACGUACCAUAAGUACCUAUCUAUUCAUUUCCAAAUUUAAAACGAAAAAAAAACGAAUUAUCUAAUGACCUUUACACUCUCAACACUAUCAUUGUACACCAAAAUAGUAUAAGAAAUCCGGCAAUUAAGCUAUACCUAAGCUAUACAAAUUAACACGCUUUUCAUCAGUAAUUCGUUUGCCAUCCAACUGGAAAAUUUGUGUGUUCCGUUUACGCAUUAUAGUUUGUUAAUUUUUAUCGUCAAUAAAAUGAAUACUUUUUUAUUCGUCUUGUUACUGGUGGUGAUAUUUAUUGAUUUAAACGAGUGUUACAAUAUUCCAGGAUGGAGUCCAGAAAGUGUACAAUCACGGAUGUGGCCACAUUCGAAGUAUAUUUUUCCUUAUAGAAUACAAUCACCUGUCAAUAUAUCCUUAGCUAACGUAAAGCGUAGAAAAUUAGAUCCUCUGAGGAUACAUUUCCCUUGGCAUUCGUCAAAGGAAAUGAUACGUAUUGAGAACACAGGAUACUACUUGGAAGUUUUACUCCCUCAUGAAGUGGACGAUAGACCAUAUAUGACUGGAGGUCCUUUAAUUGAUGAGAAAUACAUAUUUGAGCAAUUGCACUUUCAUUGGGGCCCACCAGAUCAACGUGGAAGCGAACACUUGCUCGAUGGCAAAGGUUUUCCCACCGAAGUUCAUGUUGUUUUUUAUAACGAAAACUACGGCAGCUUAGAAGAAGCUGUUAAUCAUCCCGAUGGCGUAGCAGUGGUUGCAUUUUUUGGAGAGUUCACCUCAAAAAACGUUGAUAACGCCGAUUUGAAAUAUUUAAUCUCGAAAUUAUCCGAUGUCACUCAACCAGGAACCUCGACAAGAUCUUCAUUCAAGACUGAAUUCCUUUUCAUGAAAGAUAUUUUUCAACAACGUACUUAUUACGCUUUUCCUGGCUCAUUAACGACUCCUCCAUUUUCCGAAUGUGUUACAUGGAUCAUUUGUUCACAACCUUUUCAUAUUUCAAUGAGACAGUUGGAAGCGUUCAGAAGGUUGAGGUCAACAAAUGGUACUUUUUUGAGUACUAAUGUUCGUGAGUUGCAGGAUUUCGCAGGACGACCCUUGAUAACUCCGUUGCGAAAUUCGUCUAUUGAUUAAGAAUUUUGAAUGUGAAGACUAUAGACAAUCAAAAGAUCUCUAUGUACAUAAAUUACUCGAAUAGUCGAGUAGGUAAUUAGAAUUUUUCUUCUGGAUAAAUUAUCUUACGAGUAUGUAUUUGUAAAUCAUUGAGUUUGAAUUUAUUACUUAUAUGGGUUAGUGUGUUUUUUUCAAAUAAACAUGGCUUGCUGUAAACAAAA